AUGGCGACCGCUAUCUCUAAACCGACGCCCCAUACCCAGAAGAUGAAGCGGCCGCCCCCGCCUUUCGGCCAGGCCGCGGUCAACGGAGUCAAGGGCCACCACCUUUCAUCCUCACCCACAUCUGCCGCUAAACGCCCCCCGACAAGUUCCACGAUCAACGCCGGCUCCCAUCUCACAAACGGCGCAGGUCAUAUGCCCAAUUCCACCGCAAAAGGACCCCUUAAUCGGACCAGGAAUCAGGCGCAACGGACGAUUGAUCAAUCCUCGCGAUCUGGCCGGCCAGUGACGAGGACAGCAGUCUCUGACAAUGCGCACCGAGUGGGGAAAAAGGCGCCCGAGCCCUAUGUGAAAACAACAUCUUACAUCCUCAAGAAAUACGCAAAAUGUCCGCCAUCUCUGACCGUGCAUUUGCACCCAACGCACUUCCGAUUUGAGCAGCAAGAUGGGAGUUUCCCUUACAACUCUGAGAUGAAGGUCAUUAUUGAACACAUUCGAGCUGGGACAGUACCUCACGAUCUUAUUGAGGAGCUUUUGCGAGGCGGUGUUCCUUUCUACGAAGAUUGUCUUAUUGUCCGCGUCGUGGACCACAAAUCUGCCUGUGCGCAAGCAAGAAAGACAUCCACAACAUCUUCCAACGAGAAUAACACGCCUUUCUCUCUUCACAAUUACAAUGAGCAUGUCACGCCAUCGCCCUACGUUCCAUACCCGAAGCAAACUCAAUUCCCAUCCGCAACACAAGGGACGAAGACCGAAAGUGCCUCAAACACCAACCAAUCUUCAGAUGUCUCGGCGCCCAGCGAGCAGUCGGAAAAACAGGCAGUUUCCACAUCUCAGAAAGAUGAUGCCCCCCUCAAGCCUCGAGUGUUCACCACGGUCCUUCAUCCUACCGCGCGGAGCUUGCAAGCAGAGUUGACAUUAUUGCUUACAACGCCCAAAGAACCGCCGACUCAACCAAACUCCACCCCAGGGGUCUCUGGCACCCAGACCGACCGUGGACAUGUCGCAAAGAGACAGAAGAUGAUGAUUGAGCCAGAACAACGUUUAGACUGUGAGGCGAAAAUUAUUCACGCCUUGGCCCCUCCUUUGUUUUUGGACCCGGUUCACAGUUUCCAGGCCGCCCAGGAGCUCAUGAAACACCUGGAAAACCCACUCCAUUGCAACCCGCCACCUUCACCCAAGCGCCGGAAGAGAACCGUUGCCGAACUUGCCGCAGACGAAGCCCUGGCCGCAGAAGAGGAGAGAUUCAUGCUUAUCAUGGACGAGCGUUUGGAGCCAACUGCGCCAGGUCCAGGUGGCGCCGCGAAAGCUGCGGCGGUGGAUGACACAGGUGGUGUGGUGCCAUUUGAGCCCCGAUUCUCGCGAUUCAAGACCAUUGAAACGAUUCGCAUGCAGCACGAGGAUAAGGCCAAGCGUGACCAUGAAACGCAGGCCAAGCAGGAUUUGAUCAAGCGACAGCAGCAGGAACAAGAACGAGAGCGACGCCGGGCAAUCGAACAGCGACAGGCCGAAGACCACGCCAAGGAGGAAACACGGCGACAGCAAAUUGCAGCUCAGCAAGCGCAGGCUCAACUUGCAGCCCAGCAACAGAAUCGUCACCCUAUGGCUCAGCCAAAUGGUGUCAGCCAAGGACAGCAGUCUUCACCUGUUGUACGUAACCAGACCCCCCAUACCGCUUCAUCGCCACUGGUUGGUAACCCUAUGCCCAUGCAGGCGGUUCCAAUGUCCAUGACCGCAUCUGGAUCUGGAAGUCCCCCACGACCCCCCUCUGCCCUUCAGCAUGCGCACCCCAAUGUCAUGAGCCACCCGAUGGCACCUUCGAGAAGUCAGCAAGGACCAAGUCGACAUGGCACUCCACAGAUGUCUCAAGGCACACCAGCCAUGUCGCAUGCUACACCGAUCAUGCGAAAUGUAACACCUACCCAGCGUAUGGGACAUGGCAGCCCCAACAACCCAAUGGGCCAGACACCUGUCAUGAACCAAGCAAUGGGUAACACCAACCAGAUGAACGGCAUGCAAUUCACCCCGCAGCAGCAGCUGAUGCUGCAGCAACACCGACAGCAACAGAUUCUUGCGGCGCAACAAGGUCAUAUGCAACCCAAUCAUUUCACACCACAACAACUUGCCCAAUUGCAAGCCAACGCACACGCCCAACAAAACAUCCAAAACCACCAACAGCAACAACAGCUUCUCCAAGCUCAGCAGCAACAAGGCAACCAGCCUGUUCAAAAAGUUCCUCAACAUGGCCAACAGGCUUACCAGGCGCAGCUCAUGCGCGCCCAAUAUGCUCAAAUGCAAAUCGUCAAGCAACAGCAAGGCGGGCAACAUCAGCAGAUGGGGGGCCAGCCGAACCAGCAACACCAAAACACUCAACAAUUGACGCCACAACAGCAGCAACAGAUGCUCAUGGCUGCUGCUCAGGCAAACGGGGCUCAGAUGGGUCAGAAUGGGCAGACUAUCAAUCCUGCACAAAGAUAUACACAGCUAUAUCAACAGCGAUUGCUCCGUAUGCGACACGAAAUGUCCCAACGAUACAUGGCUCAGUAUGGCCCGCCCAACCAGUACCCACCAAGCAUCGCGCAACAAUAUGGCCCCGGUCUAGAAAAGACAGCCAAGGCGUGGGUUCACGAGGUCAUGCGUCGCGAGCGAGAAAAUGGCCAGCAGCAACAGCGUGCUUUGCAGGCCCAGCAAAUGCAAGCACAGGGCUCGAUGCACAGCAUGGGCGGAAUGAACAACUAA
This is a messenger RNA of Penicillium salamii, 2736 nucleotides long. NCBI's taxonomy places the organism in Eukaryota, Fungi, Ascomycota, Eurotiomycetes, Eurotiales, Aspergillaceae. The record is from the annotation of a GenBank genome assembly.